Messenger RNA from Loxodonta africana (African savanna elephant), 2292 nucleotides. It is a transcript of the gene GUCY1A2, whose product is annotated as guanylate cyclase 1 soluble subunit alpha 2. Gene Ontology annotation, biological process: cGMP biosynthetic process; response to oxygen levels. The transcript is spliced from 13 exons. The record is from RefSeq and is a predicted model, not a curated record. Gene Ontology annotation, molecular function: guanylate cyclase activity; heme binding. Gene Ontology annotation, cellular component: guanylate cyclase complex, soluble. Lineage: Eukaryota; Metazoa; Chordata; Mammalia; Proboscidea; Elephantidae. The coding region runs from base 1 to 2292 and encodes 763 amino acids.
AUGUCUCGGAGGAAGAUUUCGUCCGAGUCCUUCAGCUCGCUGGGCUCCGACUACCUGGAGACCAGCCCGGAGGAGGAGGGGGACUGCCCCCUGUCUAGGCUCUGCUGGAACGGCAGCCGGAGCCCGCCCGGGCCGCCGGAGCCUCGUGCCGCCGCCGCCGCCGCCCCGGCCCCGGCCGCCUCCGCCGCCGCCGCCGCCGCCGCCGCCGCCGCCGCCACGGCCGGGGCCAGGAGGGCGCAGCGCCGGAGGCGGGUCAACCUAGACUCGCUGGGCGAGAGCAUCAGCCGCCUGACGGCACCCUCGCCUCAGACAAUACAGCAGACUCUCAAGAGGACAUUGCAGUAUUAUGAGCAUCAAGUUAUUGGUUACAGGGAUGCAGAAAAGAAUUUCCACAAUAUUUCUAACAGAUGCUCCUAUGCAGAUCAUUCCAAUAAAGACGAAAUUGAAGAUGUCUCAGGAAUUCUUCAGUGUACUGCUAAUAUACUCGGUUUGAAGUUUGAGGAAAUUCGAGAAAGAUUUGGUGAGGAAUUCUUUAAUAUAUGCUUUGAUGAGAAUGAGAGAGUUCUUCGAGCUGUAGGCGGCACCUUACAGGACUUUUUUAAUGGCUUUGAUGCUUUGUUGGAACACAUUAGAACUUCUUUUGGAAAACAGGCCACUCUGGAGUCACCAUCUUUCCUAUGCAAAGAGCUCCCUGGAGGUACUUUUAUGCUCCACUACUUCCACCCUCAUCAUAUUGUGGGGUUUGCGAUGCUGGGGAUGAUUAAGGCUGCAGGAAAGAAGAUCUAUCGGCUGGAUGUGGAAGUAGAACAGGUUGCCAAUGAGAAGCUGUGCUCGGAUGGUUCAAACCCAGGCAAUUGUAGCUGUCUUACCUUCCUUAUCAAAGAAUGUGAAAAUACUAAUACCACAAAGAACCCUCCACUGGGAACAUCCCAAGUUCCUGCGGACCUCAGAAUUAGCAUCAACACCUUCUGCAGAGCCUUCCCUUUCCAUUUGAUGUUUGACCCCAACAUGUCAGUCCUUCAGCUGGGGGAAGGCCUAAGGAAGCAGCUCCGAUGUGACAUUCACAAAGUGCUCAAGUUUGAGGACUGCUUUGAGGUCGUUUUCCCAAAGAUUAAUGCCACCUUCGAAAGGGUCCUGCUGCGACUCUCCACCCCAUUUGUGAUUAGGACCAAGCUUGAAGCUUCUGGCACUGAAAAUAAAGACAAGGUGAUGGAAGUCAAAGGACAGAUGAUCCAUGUCCCAGAAUCAAAUUCCAUUUUAUUUUUGGGCUCUCCCUGUGUGGACAAGCUGGACGAACUCAUGGGCCGAGGGCUGCAUCUCUCGGACAUCCCUAUCCAUGAUGCCACUCGAGAUGUCAUUUUGGUUGGUGAGCAGGCAAAGGCCCAAGAUGGCUUGAAGAAGAGGAUGGAUAAAUUAAAGGCAACUUUAGAAAGAACUCACCAGGCCCUGGAAGAAGAGAAGAAGAAGACAGUGGAUCUCCUAUAUUCCAUUUUCCCUGGCGAUGUAGCCCAGCAGUUGUGGCAAGGGCAGCAAGUGCAGGCCAGAAAGUUUGAUGAUGUGACCAUGCUCUUCUCAGACAUCGUGGGUUUCACUGCCAUCUGUGCCCAGUGUACUCCCAUGCAGGUGAUCAGCAUGCUGAACGAGCUGUACACACGGUUCGACCACCAGUGUGGGUUUUUGGAUAUCUAUAAAGUGGAAACAAUAGGUGAUGCAUACUGUGUUGCAGCAGGACUCCACAGAAAAAGCCUCUGCCAUGCGAAACCCAUUGCUCUGAUGGCCUUGAAGAUGAUGGAACUUUCAGAAGAAGUGCUGACACCUGAUGGAAGACCAAUUCAGUUGUCUAAUUCAGAAAUUUUAUUUGGAUUCAGAAUUGGAAUUCAAAUGAUGCCCAGCUACCACCAAAGUGAUACAGAGUUUGGAACAGAAAGCAUGAGAAUAGGCAUUCACUCGGGCUCUGUGCUGGCUGGAGUUGUUGGGGUAAGAAUGCCGCGAUAUUGCCUGUUUGGAAAUAAUGUCACUCUGGCAAGCAAAUUUGAAUCGGGAAGUCACCCUCGGCGCAUCAACAUCAGCCCAACCACUUACCAAUUAUUAAAACGGGAAGAAAGUUUCACAUUCAUUCCUCGGUCCCGUGAAGAGCUUCCAGACAACUUUCCAAAGGAAAUCCCUGGGACCUGCUAUUUCCUGGAGGUAAGGACUGGUCCAAAGCAGCCAAAGCCCUCUUUUUCUUCAUCGAGGAUAAAAAAGGUUUCCUACAACAUUGGCACCAUGUUCCUCCGGGAGACAAGCCUCUGA